Molecule: messenger RNA, 2134 nt
Organism: Salvia miltiorrhiza (redroot sage)
Lineage: Eukaryota; Viridiplantae; Streptophyta; Magnoliopsida; Lamiales; Lamiaceae
Exons: 4
Coding region: 1138-1896 (252 amino acids)
Source: RefSeq, a predicted model, not a curated record
UUUUUAAUUUCCUCCCGUCCCAGCAUUGCCAAUUUGCCAUACACCUAAAUCUCAGCUGUCUCCCUUGCGGCCUCGUCUCCUCCCUUUCAUAUCUCGAAUUCCGGCCACCGGCAACCGCCCCGACCCCAUCACACAAUUUCCGUUAAUUUGGAUAAUAACCUUCGAACUCAUCUUUUUGUUGCAUAAUUCUUCCUCUUCCUCUUGUUUUUUUUUUUUUUUUUCCUGAUCUCUUUGUCAGUACCCAAAAACCCUAGAUAUCAAUUUCGUAAAUUCAUCCGGUUGAUCGAGAAAUCUUCCUGAUAUAUUCACAUACGCCCUAAAUUUACCUGCACCUGCAUAAACCUGAGAGGAUAGCGCACUUUGGCGACAGAAUCCGCACAUAGUUUGCGGAAGAUCUAAGGGGAUACAGAGAUAAACUGACUCUGGAUAUGGAGAGAGAUUUUUGUAGACGCAUCUCUCAAUUUUAAUCCCUCACUUCUCUGUUUUUCUUUUUCUCAUUGAAAUACACCUGUGUUUGUACUAAAAAUCUUGUCUGUCGCUGACAAUAGAUGGUGGUAAUAUAUUCUAAAUACAGUUUUUUUGCUCCUUAAACCAGCAACUAUUGUCUGUUGAUCUGUAAAACACAUGUCUUCUUUCUAUUGAUCUAUGAAACACUUGUCAUGGCAAUGUUUGCAUUUUGUGGUUAUUUCUUUAUUCACAUAACUAAAACUGCACCUAUCUCCAAAUUAAAAAAUUUGUAUGUGGAAAAACCAUGGUUACUUGUUUGGUAAUUAAGGUAAAAGUUGACACAGAUAACUUGAUGCCGAAAAUCAUGUCGAAAAAUUUAUUGCGACUAAAAAGAUGGAAAAAACAAUGCUAAUGAAUUGGCGGUAAAAAUCUGCUGUCGAAUUGUGUUUUAAUAUUGUGUAUAGAUAUAGAUAAUUUAGGGGAUAGUAGUCUCUGAUGAUAUUCUUAUGUUUGAGUUAGAGUUUGAAAAUUAAAAAGAUAAUGAAAGAUCUCUAAACUGACAUGUCAACGAUUCUGUAUUCACCUGGCAUCUUUGACUAAUGAAAAUGCUUUAAAUCUGCUUCUACUAUGCAGGAAUAUCUUAUUUUUAGCUACCCUGGUGGGCAUCCUUAAUCCUAUUGAGGUUUCAAUAUGGAUUUGGAGACGGAAAACAGAAUAGCUGCCAUUCUUUUAAAGGAGGCCGCAGAAUUGCGUCGUGAGGCUCAGAAGGAAGGUGCACUUGCUUAUCUUCGUGAGCCCACUGUUAGGUUUAGGCCGAAUUCUCGUUUCUUGACUGCAACUGUUCGUGGAGUUCAACAAGCUAAUCGUGUCGUUGAAGUUAAUGAAAUGUGGCGACUAAGGGAAAAACAGCUGGAACUGGACAAUAAGCUUGGAGGAAUCAGAAGUGGGAGCAACAGUGGAAGAGGUCACAAGGACAUUCGCGAAUCUCACACUAGUACAAGUAGAGCAAGCAAUGAAGUGGAGAACAGUGCAAAUGCUUCUCUCUCUUCAAAGAAAAGAUCUGUUGAGCAUUUUGAUCCAAUGGAGGAUGAAGGUCUAAAGGAUGAUGAGAUUGACCAAUUUUUACAGUCCAGAAUCAAGCGAGGCAGGGGCUCUGUUGGAUCAAGGAUGGACGAAACCGGGCCUUACCUUCCCCUUAGCCCAGAUUCUAAUAACAAGUUUGAGAGCGAUAUUGAGAUGUCAAAUAAAGCAAGAGUCGUGCUUGGCCCGAAGAAGCCUUAUUCCCUGACAUCUAGUGAAUCAUCUUCAGAUGAUGAAUCGCGUUCACACCGGAGGAAGACAGCUAAGGUAGCCUCAAGCAAGCGGCAUUCGAGGAAACACAAAUCAAAAGAAAAAUCUAAAGGCAAGAGUAGGAGGAGGAAGGACAAGAAAAGUAAACAUCAUAAAUGAGCAUGCAGCGUUUUUCAAAUGGAAAGCAGCAGGUGGCUUAGGCCUUGUCUCAGGAUCGACCAACCCCAUACAUCAAUACAUGUGGUUGCCAUGUACAUUAGUUUAUGUAUUUGCUCAUCUUUUUACUAUCACUUAUGGAAUCACUUGACAUUGUUGUGUUGGCCAACUGCCUAUCGAAGGGAAUGUAGAAAAAUUCUAGAUGUCCGCGUUUGGUUCGUAAUGAAGUGGGUUGUAUUCA